UGCUCUACAUCUUCAAAAGGCAUAACUUAAUCGAAUCCAAGAGCAAAAAAAUCGCCAUGUCGGCGGUGGUGAUCCUAGUAGUGUGGUGCAAGCGAGCACUAUAUCAGUUUUUUUGCUUUUGAAAUCAAGUGGAGUUAAUAAUAAAUAUAUUGCCAUGUUGCUGGCUGCUAACACAUGCCAAUACAAAAUACAAUUUGAGUUGAGAAGAUGGAGACAGGCAUGUGUACUUGUUCAUGUUCAUGAACCCUGAAUCAUUUUUUUAAAACAAAUAACACAUGUCCCAAUUCAUGCAUACAACGGAUAAUCAAUAUAAAAGGAAGGAGAAGCUUCACAGAACUUUACCAGCAAAGAAAAUUCAGACAACUUUUUUUUUUCUGAUCUCCACAAGGAAGGUUUCAAGAAAUUGCAAAGAAAUUUGGAGGUUGUUUCCGUGGUUUAACUUAAUCUAAUAGAUUCGAUCAUGUCAAGCUCAUCUUCACAAGAGAUGAUGAACUCCAAGAAUUUCUCAGAGAGUUAUAGUAUGUUGAUGAGUCAGUACUUCAAAGAAAACAAAGGUAGUUUUGGUCCAACACCCAUGAAUUUAUCAUUAUCAUCAUCUCCAGCAGGAGCUCCGGCGAUGGAUCUUUCGCCAUCUGGGUCUUCUAACCGGCAAGUUAACGUCAUGGAUUUCUUUCCUCAAAAUACUGGUUUCGGUCCUAGUACUCCAAGUUCAUUAGAAACGCCAAAGAAGGUCGAAUGUGAAAGAGCACAUCCGAUGACAAUAUUUUACGGUGGAAAGGUGGUGGUUAUUGAUUAUUUAUCUGAAGCAAAAGCGCAAGAAGUGUUGGGUCUUGCAAAGAAGUUCUCGGUUGUUAAUAAUUCUACUACUCGACAACCACCGAGUAGUUUCGUUGCGCCGAAUGAUUUUAUCAAGAAGGAUGCUCCGAAUGAUUUCAUUAAGAAGGAUGCGUUGCCUCCUAGACAUCAUCAGCAACAAAAACAACAAACCAUUAACGCUUCUGAUUUACCUAUAUCGAGAAAUGCUUCAUUACACCGGUUCUUGGCGAAGAGAAAGGAUAGGAUCAAUUCAAGAGCCCCAUAUCAAGUUGGAGGUUCUUCAUCUUCAGCCUCCGGCAAGGCUGAUGAAGCUAAAGCAAAUAUUAAGGUAGAGGAAAACAAGAAGAUAUGGCUGGGUUUGGGUUCCCAAUCUGCGCAACAGUUGGCGGAUUUAGGCUUACAAUUGUAGUACUCAUAAAGCUCCAACUAGUUUUACUUACAAAUACUUGUCCUGAAAUAUGGUCGUUUUUUUUCCCGGUAUAUUAGCAAUGCACCAUCGUCAUCGUAUAACCUUUGUGUUCUAAGUCGCGUAUUUAGAAUCUCCAUCUUGAAAUGUCAGGGAUAUUGGGAACAGAUAACAAGGGCUGAUUCAUUUAUUUGGGCAUCUUGCUCCCAAACCUAUUCGGUUUCUAUGUAGAUCUAAUUUUGUUUAGUUCACUAGGCAAGUUCUGUCAUUUUUACCUUUGAUUAUAAGAUGUAGAUAUAUUGUUAAGAAAGUUAAUUAAGGCUUUAUGAUAAUUAUAUGUAUUUUUUUCUUGGGUUGAAAUCCUAUUAUGAAAUCAAUAUGACGUCUUCA
Molecule: messenger RNA, 1612 nt
Organism: Papaver somniferum (opium poppy)
Lineage: Eukaryota; Viridiplantae; Streptophyta; Magnoliopsida; Ranunculales; Papaveraceae
Product: protein TIFY 10a-like
Exons: 2
Coding region: 461-1225 (254 amino acids)
Biological process (GO): regulation of defense response; regulation of jasmonic acid mediated signaling pathway; response to wounding
Cellular component (GO): nucleus
Source: RefSeq, a predicted model, not a curated record